UCUGCAUCGGCAUUCGGCACGCCUGCCAUUCAUUACUCGCCGAUCACCUGCGCUCUCGCCGCCGUCUCGCCACCUCCCACCAGUGACGUGACGUCUCGCUCAGCUCAACCAUGGAGCGCGCGCGCGUCAGGAGCUCCCCCAGCGCCGAGCGCUUCCUCGGCUCCUUCCUUACCCCCACAGCCGCCGGCGACCAGUCCGCCUCCGCUGCCUUCGAGCUCGACGAGGACGACCUCUUCUCCGCAGGAUCCGGCUCGCCCGAGCCGCCGCAGCCGGUGAGGCGCCCGCUCAUCCUAUCCUCCGUGCGCCCCGCAAACCCUAGCCCUCUCCCCCGUCUCCGCAGCCCGCCGGAGGGCAUCCUGGACGCCCUACCCGAGCGCCGCCGCUCGCCGCCUCGAUCCUCUUCAUCGACAUCGCCGUCCCCCGCUGCCCCUCCCCGCAUGAUCCCCGCCGUCCCCCGCCCGGCGCCGGCGCCGGCGCCGCAUGUGGCGCGGUCUCUGCCGGUCAAUGUCCCUGCGGCGCGGUUGCAUAAGCCGCCCAAGGUGAUGGGUGGAAAGACUUUACGGUUUCCCCUCUCCUCCCUGGAUGAGGACGACGAGGAGAUGCUGCCGCCGCAUGAGAUGGUGGCGCGCGCGCGGGCACGGGAGUCGCCGAUGACGACGUUCUCAGUGCUGGAAGGAGCCGGGCGCACGCUCAAGGGACGGGACCUCCGCCAGGUACGCAAUGCAGUCUGGCGGAAGACUGGAUUCCUCGACUGACCCGUGCCAUUUGCACUGGCCAGUAGCCUUAAGAUAGAUUCAAGUGAUUGAUUUUAUAUGUCUGGACAUCUUGUUGUGUACAUUAUUGAUUGAUGAUUGGGUGUUAAUUUUAGUCACACCUGAAAAACGUAUCUGUUCUAUUAGUACUUUUAAACUUUCGAUUCAGGCAGUUAAGUUGCCGGUAUUGGGAUAUUUGGUUUGGCUUCAGAUCAAUGUGUAUCAUGCGUGCCUCUGUGGAGUAAUUUACUGCAAAAAUAAGGUGUUAA
Messenger RNA from Panicum virgatum (switchgrass), 1021 nucleotides. Its product is annotated as proline-rich receptor-like protein kinase PERK10. NCBI's taxonomy places the organism in Eukaryota, Viridiplantae, Streptophyta, Magnoliopsida, Poales, Poaceae. The transcript has a single exon. Bases 111 to 755 code for a protein of 214 amino acids. The record is from RefSeq and is a predicted model, not a curated record.